Molecule: messenger RNA, 468 nt
Organism: Adineta steineri
Lineage: Eukaryota; Metazoa; Rotifera; Eurotatoria; Adinetida; Adinetidae
Source: the annotation of a GenBank genome assembly
AUGUUCUCAAAGUCAAGUCUUUCAACAGGUAUUCUGUUAUUUAUCAUAGUUACAUAUGUAAAAGCUGAUCUUCGAAGCACUGUUUAUGAAUUGUUUGAAGCUCGAAGUGGUGUUAAAUCAAAUUGUACUUUCUGGACAGCUCAUUUUGCAACUAAUGGUGUAGUUCGUUCACCUGUUGGAUCAACACCUUUCGUUGGUCUAGAUGCUAUUCAAAAACAUUGCGAUGCAUGGAAUCAAAUUCUUGGUCCUCAAGGAAAUGGAUGGUAUCCUUUAGAAUUAUGGUCAGGUAAUAAUGAAGUUGCCUUUGAAUCUACCGUUAGAGCAGUAAAUAAAGGUGGUUGUCAAAUAAAUUUACGAGGUGUUAUCGUAAUUAAAUUUGAUAGUAGUUUAAAAGUUUAUGAAUGGAGUCAUUAUUAUGAUUCUGAUUUUGCUAACCCACAAAUUCAAGGUAAAUGUCAAUAUCAAUAA